GCGGCAGGAGCAGCGUUAGCACGGGCGAACCAUGGCUGGGAUUUCUUAUUUCCUCCUCUUUUCGUUUCUGUUUGGGAUUUGCGACGCUGUCACCGGUUCCAGGGUGUAUCCCGCGAAUGAAGUUACUUUACUGGAUUCCAGAUCUGUUCAGGGAGAACUUGGGUGGAUAGCAAGCCCUCUGGAAGGAGGGUGGGAGGAAGUGAGUAUCAUGGAUGAAAAAAAUACGCCAAUCCGAACCUACCAAGUGUGCAACGUGAUGGAGCCCAGCCAGAAUAAUUGGCUGCGAACUGAUUGGAUCACCCGAGAAGGGGCUCAGAGGGUGUACAUUGAGAUCAAGUUCACCCUGAGGGACUGCAACAGUCUUCCGGGUGUCAUGGGCACUUGCAAGGAGACGUUUAACCUGUACUACUAUGAAUCAGACAACGACAAGGAGCGUUUUAUCCGAGAGAGCCAGUUUGCCAAAAUUGACACCAUCGCCGCCGACGAGAGCUUCACCCAAGUGGACAUUGGCGACCGAAUCAUGAAGCUGAACACGGAAAUCCGGGAUGUAGGGCCAUUGAGCAAAAAGGGGUUCUAUCUGGCGUUUCAGGAUGUAGGGGCCUGCAUCGCCUUGGUUUCGGUCCGAGUGUUCUACAAGAAGUGUCCGCUCACCGUUCGCAAUCUGGCUCAGUUUCCAGACACCAUCACAGGCGCCGAUACGUCUUCCCUGGUGGAAGUUCGAGGCUCCUGUGUCAACAACUCAGAAGAGAAGGAUGUGCCAAAAAUGUACUGCGGGGCAGAUGGUGAAUGGCUGGUACCCAUUGGCAACUGCCUAUGCCAUGCCGGGCAUGAAGAGCGGAAUGGAGAAUGCCAAGCUUGCAAAAUUGGAUAUUACAAGGCCCUGUCCACAGAUGCCAGCUGUGCCAAGUGUCCACCACACAGCUAUUCUGUCUGGGAAGGAGCCACAUCGUGCACCUGUGACCGAGGCUUUUUCAGAGCCGACAACGAUGCUGCCUCCAUGCCCUGCACCCGUCCACCAUCUGCUCCUCUAAACUUGAUUUCAAAUGUCAAUGAGACUUCAGUGAACUUGGAAUGGAGCAGUCCUCAGAACACGGGUGGCCGCCAGGAUAUUUCCUACAAUGUCGUGUGCAAGAAAUGUGGAACAGGUGACUCCAGCAAGUGCCGACCCUGCGGAAGUGGGGUCCACUACACCCCGCAGCAGAACGGACUGAAGUCCACCAAGGUCUCCAUCACUGACCUCCUGGCUCAUACCAACUACACGUUUGAAAUCUGGGCAGUGAAUGGCGUGUCCAAGUAUAACCCUAGCCCAGACCAAUCUGUGUCCGUCACUGUGACCACCAACCAAGCAGCACCUUCAUCCAUUGCUUUGGUCCAGGCUAAAGAAGUUACAAGAUACAGUGUUGCUCUGGCUUGGCUGGAACCAGACCGGCCCAAUGGGGUGAUCUUGGAGUAUGAAGUCAAGUAUUAUGAGAAGGAUCAGAAUGAACGAAGCUAUCGGAUUGUUAGGACGGCUGCCAGGAACACGGAUAUCAAAGGCCUGAACCCUCUGACUUCCUAUGUUUUCCAUGUCCGAGCCAGGACAGCAGCUGGCUAUGGAGAUUUCAGCGAGCCCCUGGAGGUCACAACCAACACAGUGCCUUCCCGGAUCAUUGGAGACGGGGCCAACUCCACCGUCCUGCUGGUCUCCGUCUCCGGCAGCUUGGUGCUAGUGGUUAUUCUCAUCGCCGCUUUUGUCAUCAGCAGGAGACGGAGUAAAUACAGUAAAGCAAAACAAGAAGCAGAUGAAGAGAAACAUUUGAACCAAGGUGUUAGAACUUACGUGGAUCCCUUUACAUAUGAAGAUCCCAACCAAGCAGUUCGAGAAUUUGCCAAAGAAAUCGAUGCAUCCUGCAUUAAGAUUGAAAAAGUCAUAGGAGUUGGUGAAUUUGGUGAAGUAUGCAGUGGGCGUCUCAAAGUGCCUGGCAAAAGAGAAAUCUACGUGGCUAUCAAGACAUUGAAAGCUGGUUAUACAGACAAACAGAGGAGGGACUUCCUGAGUGAGGCCAGCAUCAUGGGACAGUUUGACCACCCAAAUAUCAUUCACUUGGAAGGCGUUGUCACCAAAUGUAAACCAGUAAUGAUCAUAACAGAGUACAUGGAGAAUGGCUCCUUGGAUGCAUUCCUCAGGAAGAAUGAUGGCAGAUUUACGGUCAUUCAGCUGGUGGGCAUGCUUCGUGGCAUAGGGUCCGGGAUGAAGUAUUUAUCUGAUAUGAGCUACGUGCAUCGAGAUCUGGCUGCACGGAACAUUCUGGUCAAUAGCAACUUGGUCUGCAAAGUGUCUGAUUUUGGCAUGUCCCGAGUGCUAGAGGAUGAUCCAGAAGCAGCUUAUACCACCAGGGGUGGCAAGAUUCCUAUCCGGUGGACUGCGCCAGAAGCUAUUGCCUAUCGUAAAUUCACAUCAGCAAGUGAUGUAUGGAGCUACGGGAUCGUCAUGUGGGAAGUGAUGUCAUAUGGAGAGAGACCCUAUUGGGAUAUGUCCAAUCAAGAUGUGAUUAAGGCCAUCGAGGAAGGCUAUCGGCUGCCCCCUCCAAUGGAUUGCCCCAUUGCACUCCACCAGCUGAUGCUAGACUGUUGGCAGAAGGAGAGAAGCGACAGGCCUAAAUUUGGGCAGAUUGUCAACAUGUUGGACAAACUCAUCCGCAAUCCCAACAGCUUGAAGAGGACGGGGACCGAGAGCUCCAGACCUAACACUGCCUUGUUGGAUCCAAGCUCCCCUGAAUUCUCUGCCGUGGUAUCGGUGGGUGAUUGGCUCCAGGCCAUUAAAAUGGACCGGUAUAAGGAUAACUUCACUGCUGCUGGUUAUACCACACUAGAGGCUGUAGUGCACAUGAACCAGGAUGACCUGGCCAGAAUUGGCAUCACAGCUAUCACACACCAGAAUAAGAUCUUGAGCAGUGUCCAGGCAAUGAGAACCCAAAUGCAGCAGAUACACGGCAGAAUGGUUCCAGUCUGAGCCAGUAUUGAAUAAACUCAAGACUCUUGAAAUUAGUUUACCUCAUCCAUGCACUUUAAUUGAAGAACUGCACUUUUUUUACUUCGUCUUCGCCCUCUGAAAUUAAAGAAAAAAAUAUCUGCAGCGUUGCUUGGUGUACAGAUGGCUGAAACUGUGGGGCUUACAGAAAUGACAACCUUCAUUUGAAUUAGACCUGGAACAAAUUGUUUCUCAGAAGUCCAUCCAUCCAUCACCAAUUUGUAAAAUACAUGUACCUAUAUAAAUAGAACACCCGCCUCCUGUUUCAAUGCCGUAUUUGCUGCCAGACGCUGAGCUUCUCCGAGACAUCCUUGAUCUUCUCUCCAUUUGGAAUUACAACCGUAGUGUUUUGUUUCUGGCAUAAAUUACAGUCCAUCCUUCUUUCACUGGAAUGAAGACCAUGCCCAUUUUUGAAGGACUCAGUUAAACUUUUAAGGCUUGGUUCGUACCAGGGAUAAAACCUAGGUGAACGUCAUGUGACUCAUCAGUGUUGCCGCUUGGUGCUCGGGCCACCUGGUGGAUUAUGCAGACACGCGGGGCUGGAGAGAAAAGGAAAGUGGAUUUUAAAAUAAUAAUAAUAAUAAUAAUAAUAAUAAUAAUAAUAAUAAAACCCAAGCACCAUACCCCCCACCUGGACAAACGAGGUCUGUUUCUUUGGGCCCGAGGCUGUGCCAUAUAAGUCUUAUCUGGGGACUCUACAAACUUAUCGUAACUACCUUAUGGAUAGUGGAUUGUGACAAUCUUGUGUAGGGAAGUUUCAUACUUUCCUCCUUUAAAGAAGCAAACCCAAAUCUACAAGGGAGUACAUUCUGCUAUCUUGGCCUCACAGCCCUUCCUUUUGAUUACAAAGCCCACAGAAGCAAACAGAACACACCCUCCUCAGUUCCUUCUAAACGUGUUUCUUCUGCUUCUACUAUGCCGGUUCUGGAGCAAAGACGCUGAUGAAACAACACUCAUUCCUGAAAAGAACACAUUUCUGACUUUCAAAUCCCCUUUCCCGGUGAAAGAAAUGGCAAACAUUCAAGCUUCAGCAUCUGUUUUCCAAUUGCACUGAGGAAUGUCCUGUCUGGCAGCACCAGCUCUGCAGAGCCCCUGUUCCCCAACUCCUUUAGUUUUAUUUAUAUGUAUUUCCAUAUCUCAUUUCUGUAUGUCCCUGCUGCAUUGGUGUGGCAGCAAGUGACCGAAGGCUACAGGUUUUACCAUGGACACCAGGUCCGGUGCCACCACACAAAACAAAGCCAGUUCCCAUGAGCUGCCUACGAUAUGCAUUGCUAAAGUAACGUUUUACCCAGGGUGUGCCAUCGCAGUGAUAUAAAUAUAUUUUUUUCCUAGACUAAAUAUGAGCUGACUAUCUCUUUUGAUGUGUGUACAUAGGUGUGUGUGUAUGUAUGCGUGUGUACGUGUGUGUGAGUAUAUAACCUCAUGCUUAGAACUGCCUGUGAAUGUUGCGGAAUGCUACACGUGGAGAGGUCUGGUUUGCCACCAGUUCUGAGAUGAAGAGCCACGUGAGAUAGUGGGCCUGGAAACCAUGCCCCAUCCCCUUAGAAGGACAACCCGGAAGUGUUAACUGUCCUGUAUCUAUAAGUGUAUUUUGUAGCAGCCACGCUAACCUUAGUAAGUCAUCCUACAGCUUUGGACAGAGGCAUUUUCACCUUAGCGGUGGAGUGAUUUUAGAAUAUAAAUCCAUUCAGGUGACAACCCAUCAUCAAAAUCACGAAUUCUGAUUGAACUCCUCACCUGGAUCACCAGUUCCUUGGUGGAGGGAGAGAAGGGGAUGGAAUUUGUCUAGUAACCCCAAAUGGAAUACAAGUAGCCUUUGUUUUCCUGCAUAAAUGGACGUGUUGAAUGCGAACAAAUAUAUGCAAUUCAUAUACUUUCGGAGAUGAACGUAGACGCGUGUGUCGGCUUUGAGAUGUUGUGUCCUGGAUUAAUACUUUGUCUCCCAAUAUCACAGAAAAAUACAUGCCAGCGACUCUUGAGGUUAGCAUA
Mesoplodon densirostris (Blainville's beaked whale) is the source of this 4999-nucleotide messenger RNA. RefSeq names its product EPH receptor A4 (gene EPHA4). The coding region runs from base 32 to 2992 and encodes 986 amino acids. Gene Ontology annotation, biological process: cell surface receptor protein tyrosine kinase signaling pathway; axon guidance; protein phosphorylation. Gene Ontology annotation, cellular component: neuron projection; plasma membrane. The record is from RefSeq and is a predicted model, not a curated record. Gene Ontology annotation, molecular function: ATP binding; protein binding; transmembrane-ephrin receptor activity. Lineage: Eukaryota; Metazoa; Chordata; Mammalia; Artiodactyla; Ziphiidae. The transcript has 18 exons.